Meloidogyne enterolobii is the source of this 807-nucleotide messenger RNA. Lineage: Eukaryota; Metazoa; Nematoda; Chromadorea; Rhabditida; Meloidogynidae. The record is from the annotation of a GenBank genome assembly.
AUGUUAAAACUAUUUGCUUUAAACUCCAUUUUGUUAAUUUAUUGUUUUAAUAUUGUUGAUGGGAGUGGAGAAGGGUCUAACGAAGAAAAUGAGGAGUUUUUCGAAGCAAAGGCUGAAUUCGAUAUUUCUUCCGAGAUAGAUGAAGUUGAUCAACAUGUAAAGAAUCAAAUUGCUUGGAUUUUAGAAAAUGCUAGUAAAUGUGAUGAACAAGAGAAAUGUGUAAAUAUGUUUUUGAAUGAUAUGGCGAUGUUUAAUGAUCUAGCCCGAUUUAUAGGAAUUUCCGAAUUUUGCGACAACUUGAAGAGUGAUGAAGGCAAAAUUGGGAAUCCAAUCAGGGAACUUCUCAAUGGUGAAAUUAAAAACAAUGACGCAAAAAUUAGUUUGAAUCUUUAUACCAAAUGUGUUAAUAAUUUUUUCACUAAUGAAAAAGGACUUUUUCAAAUGAAAAAUUCAAAACCUCUCGAAUUAUCUGAAACUAACAAAAAGCUUCUUCACUCUUUUCUGACCAAACCUCUGUAUAUUGCAACUAAAAUGUACGAAUCAAUUCAAAAUAAAGACACAAAUGCUUUAUUAGAAAUUGUUUCCACUCAAAAAUUAGAGGAUUUAAAUGUGGCAAUGAAGAUAAUGAUAGCUCUUCAUCCAGAUUUAAAAUUGGUUAAAACGGUCAAUGAUAAAGUUGAUUUUAAAGAGUUUUCAAAAGUUCAAAGUGUGCUAGAUGCUGAAACACUUGAACAAUUUUUAAAUUGGCGUUUUGAUCCAAACUGUAAUGAAAAGCCAACAGAAAAUAAGGUAAGAAAAUUCUCAUAA